Microdochium trichocladiopsis is the source of this 1821-nucleotide messenger RNA. RefSeq lists its product as uncharacterized. The transcript has a single exon. NCBI's taxonomy places the organism in Eukaryota, Fungi, Ascomycota, Sordariomycetes, Xylariales, Microdochiaceae. The record is from RefSeq and is a predicted model, not a curated record. The coding region runs from base 375 to 1655 and encodes 426 amino acids.
UCAAGCGCCAGACCCUCGACCUCCACACCGCCGCAGAGCUCUACCGCGACCGCCGCGGCCGCCACCCGCCCCCGGGCUUCGACGCCUGGUUCGCCUACGCCCGCAAGCACAAUGCCGUCAUUGUCGAGUCCUUCUUUGACCGCAUCGAGGCAGACAUCGGGCCCUUCUGGGGCGUCGACCCCCACAAGCUCGCAGACGCGGCCGCCUCGUGGCACUCGACCGUCAGCGUGCGCGGCGGCAAGGCCAGGGCGACGGGCAAGCUCGGCAACCGCAACACGCCGUUCCUCAAGAUCUGGACGGACCUGGUGGCCGAGGCUGGCGCGUACCUGCCCGACGUCAACGUCCCCAUCAACAACCUCGACGAGCCCCGCGUCAUGAUCCCCUGGGACGACGUCAAUAACCUCAUGCAGUCGGAGCGUGCCUCCCGCAAGGUGCUGCCCGUCGAGGAUAUCGAGCAGCAUUUCACGACAGCAGUCCCUACCGUCGACCCCCAGGCCCAGUACGUCGAGCCCGAAUGGCAUACUUCAGGCAUGUGGGACAUGGUGCGGCAAGCCUGCCGCCAGGGGAGCGGCGGCCGCAACAUGGCCCAGCCAGGCGACUUGUCCCGCCCACCGCAUUACCUGCCACCCGGCAUGGUCGAGGUUAUGACCAGCGGCUACAUCAAGAACUUCACCGCGGCCAAGGACCUCUGCGAAAUGCCCCAUCUCAGCGGCGUGCACGCGCACCUCAUCCGCCCUUCGACCAUGAUGAUGACGACAAGCCCCGUGCCCAUCUUCAGCGGUUGCAAGAUGCUGGUCAACAACGACAUCCUGCUUCCCGGAGCCGCCUACCUGGGCGAGUUCACCAGUCUCCUUCCAUGGUCUACGCCGCACUAUAAUGCCAAGUCGACCACAUCAAUCCAGUGGAGGAAGAAAGUGGGGGGGGUCUUCUGGCGAGGGAUCACCUCGGGCGGCCUGAGCUCCGAGGACGACUGGAACCGCUCCCAGCGCUUCCGGCUGGUCGAGAUGCUCAACGGCACUCACAUGUCGCGGGUCGAGCAGGGCCUCGAGGAGGCCAGGUCGUUUGAGCUGCCGGCCACGGACGAGCAGGCGCACGCGGGCAGGCCUGUCGCAUAUCCCGAGCUGGACCAUGACCUGCACGGCAAGCUGGGGCCGUGGCUCGAGUCCAUCAGCAACGUCGGCUUCACACGCUUCUUCUGCGAGAAGGGCAACUCUCUCGAGGCGUGCUCGUUCCUGCAGCCCUUCUUCGCCCUCCGGGACGAGGUCGCCAUGAGCAAGCAGUUCCGCUACAAGUUCCUGCCCGACACGGACGGCAACAGCUACAGCGGGCGAUACCGCAGCUUCCUCCUGUCGACAUCGCUCCCGAUCAAGUCGACGCUCUUUGCCGAGUGGCACGACGACCGCCUGCUGCCAUGGCUGCACUUUGUGCCGACGUCGAUCGAGAACCAGGACCUCCUGGCCAUCCUGCACUACUUUACGCGGGACGAGCGGGGAGACAAGACUGCGCAGUUCAUCGCCGAGCAAGGGGCCGCCUGGGCAUCGCGCGUUCUCCGGAGGGAGGACAUGUUGUUAUAUGUAUGGCGGGUGCUGCUCGAGUUUGCCCGCGUGUGUGACGAGAAGCGCGAGCGGCUGGGCUUUGUCAAGGAUCUGCGGUGAGGUUACAAAGUGUAGUAAAUAACACCAUACAUAUUAUGUACAUACAUCACACUUGACCCAUUCAUUCUGGGCUGAAACUUGGCGAUGAGGGGUGCAACCACCCCAGGUCGUACGUUUCAAGCAAGCACAUAUAGCUGGGCAUCUCCCUAUGCAUGAAUCUGGCACC